Molecule: messenger RNA, 4328 nt
Organism: Solea senegalensis (Senegalese sole)
Lineage: Eukaryota; Metazoa; Chordata; Actinopteri; Pleuronectiformes; Soleidae
Gene: atp11c
Product: ATPase phospholipid transporting 11C
Exons: 31
Coding region: 576-4025 (1149 amino acids)
Biological process (GO): phospholipid translocation
Cellular component (GO): plasma membrane; recycling endosome; trans-Golgi network
Molecular function (GO): magnesium ion binding; ATPase-coupled intramembrane lipid carrier activity; ATP hydrolysis activity
Source: RefSeq, a predicted model, not a curated record
AACGUUUAUGCCUGUGGUCGCUGCCGCCGCUGCUGCUGCUGGAGCUGGAGGAGUGAAGCUGCAGGAGUGAGGCUCGCUUGACAGUGGGGGGUAGAGGUGACUUGUACACAGCAGGGAUUUGAAACAGGAGUUAAGUUUAUUUAACGCGCGUGUCGCGGCGCAGUUUCCGGGUCAGCGCAACGGCAGCCGAUUUGACACCGACCAAUGAUUUGUACGAAUCCCAGCAACAGGGCGCAGAGAGAAAUGUCCGGCACGGUUUCAGCCGCGAGCACAGGGAAGCGCGACUAGUACACCGCAGCGCCGACACAUUUCCUCAGGGGUGGGGGGAGGUGGGGGGAGAGAAUGCGAAUGGUGCGAAGGUACCGAAAUCAAACGAAAUGGAAACCAUGUAGCGUCACUGCGGCAGUCCAUGUAGCUAGAACUAACGUUAGAGUAGAGAGUAGAUAGUAGAUAGCCAGAGGAGCUAACAUACAUGUAAAGUUAUUACCCGGAGACGCUGAAGCGGAGCCUGGAGGCGUGUGUUUGAAUCGGGAGAGUUCGCCAGUGUCACGACAUCAGAGAAGAUAAACAAGAAGAUGCUACGGAGAAGACUCAAUCGUUUGCUUGGCAGAGAUGAGAGAAUAGCAGACCGUAGGACAAUCUACGUUGGUCAUCGAUCAGGAUCCACCAAUGAUGCCAUCAUUCCUCCCAAGUUCUGUGACAACAGGAUUGUGUCCUCCAAGUAUACAGUAUGGAACUUUCUACCAAAGAACCUGUUUGAACAGUUUAGAAGAAUUGCCAAUUUCUACUUCCUCAUCAUCUUCCUGGUGCAGGUGAUAGUAGACACUCCCACCAGCCCAGUCACCAGUGGCCUACCCUUAUUUUUUGUGAUCACCGUAACGGCCAUCAAGCAGGGCUACGAGGACUGGCUACGACACAAGGCUGACAAUGAGGUGAACAAGUAUCCAGUGACAGUAAUCGAGGACGGCAGAAGAAUACGGAAGGAGAGCGAGAAGAUCAAGGUUGGAGAUGUUGUGCAGGUGGAAGAAGAAGAGACCUUUCCCUGUGAUUUGAUACUGUUGCAGACGAGCCGAGACGAUGACACGUGUUUUGUCACCACGGCGAGUCUGGAUGGAGAGUCCAACCAUAAAACACACUACACCGUGCCAGACACCGGGAGGGAUCUGGAAUCUCUCAAUGCCACCAUCGAGUGUGAACAGCCUCAGCCUGACCUUUACAAAUUUGUUGGCCGCAUGCACAUCUACACAAGUAAUCAGGAUCCUGCGAUGAGGUCGUUGGGCCCAGAAAACCUACUGCUGAAAGGGGCAACUUUAAAGAACACUCAGAGGAUCAGUGGUGUGGCUGUUUACACUGGCAUGGAGACAAAGAUGGCUCUUAACUACCAGGGCAAAUCUCAGAAACGGUCUGCUGUGGAGAAGUCUAUAAAUGCCUUCCUACUCGUUUACCUUUGCAUAUUGGUGAGCAAGGCCCUCGUGUGUACUACACUGAAGUACGCGUGGCAAGGCACACCUGGACAAGAUGAGCCUUGGUACAAUGAGAAAACGCAGACAGUGAAGGAAACCAAUUUUUACCUAAAGAUGUUCACUGACUUCCUGUCGUUCAUGGUGCUCUUCAACUUCAUCAUUCCGGUGUCCAUGUAUGUGACGGUUGAAAUGCAGAAGUUUUUGGGAUCCUUUUUCAUCACAUGGGACAAAGACUUCUUUGACCCAGAAAUCAAGGAGGGGGCACUGGUCAACACCUCAGACCUCAAUGAGGAGCUGGGACAGGUAGAGUAUGUCUUUACGGACAAGACGGGCACCCUCACGCAGAAUAACAUGGAGUUCAUCGAGUGCUGCAUCGACGGCUUCCAGUACAAGUACCGGGAUGCGAGCUCGGAGCUGGACGGAUUCUGUGUCACAGAUGGGCCUGUGAGCAAACUGCAGCAGAAAGCUGGCAGGGAGAGGGAAGAGCUGUUCCUGCGUGCCCUAUGUCUGUGCCACACAGUCCAGGUCAAGGAGCCCAUAGAGUGUCAUGACCAAGGAGACGGACUGAUGGACCAGGUCGAUGGCUUAGAGGCAGAUGGACAGGAAACGUCUUCCCUGCAGGAGCAGAGGGGCUUUAUUGCCUCCUCGCCUGAUGAGGUCGCUCUGGUCAAGGGUGCCAUGAGGUAUGGCUUCACAUUUCUGGGUCUUGAAAGUAAAACCAUGAAAAUUCUCAACAGGAACAAUGCUGUCGAAAUGUAUGAACUACUUCACGUGUUGAACUUUGACCCAGUGAGAAGACGAAUGAGUGUAAUAGUCCGAUCCAAAUCAGGUGAUAUACUGCUCUUCUGUAAGGGAGCAGACUCUUCCAUGUUCCCCCGUGUUAGGCAGGAAGAGGUUGAAAGGAUACGCAUGCAUGUGGAGCGUAAUGCAACAGAGGGCUACCGGACACUGUGUGUAGCCUACAAAUAUCUCAGUGCUGAGGAGUAUAAUCAGGCAGACAAAGGACUGAGGGAAGCAAGACUGGCUCUGCAGGACAGAGACGAGAAGCUCAUGGCUGUUUACAACCAAGUGGAGACCGGGAUGAGUCUAAUAGGAGCCACCGCUGUAGAAGAUCGGCUCCAAGAGGAGGCAGCAGAGACCAUGAUGGCUCUUCAGGGCGCAGGCAUUAACGUUUGGGUUCUAACGGGGGACAAGAUGGAGACGGCAAAGUCCACCUGUUAUGCUUGUCGGCUGUUCCAAAGAAACACUGAGCUGUUGGAACUAACAGUGCGCACACUGGAGGACGGAGGAAGGAGGCGUGAGAAACGACUGCAUGACCUCUUGAAUGAAUACUAUAAAAAGGCCGUGCUGGAUGCACCACCAGUUAAGGGAGGAGUCACCAGGAGCUGGUCUUCUACGAACCAAGACUAUGGUUUUAUUAUCGAUGGAGCCACUCUCUCAAUGGUGCUCAACUCCUCUGAAUCCAACUCGAGUCGCUACAAGAACCUGUUCCUGCAGAUUUGCCAAAACUGCACCGCCGUGCUCUGUUGCCGAAUGGCGCCUCUCCAAAAGGCCCAGAUUGUGAAGAUGGUGAAGAACUCCAAAGGCAGCCCAAUCACACUUUCAAUCGGAGAUGGUGCCAAUGAUGUCAGCAUGAUUUUGGAAGCUCAUGUUGGCAUUGGUAUUAAAGGUAAAGAGGGCCGACAGGCAGUGAGGAACAGUGAUUAUGCCAUCACCAAACUCAAGCACCUCAAGAAACUUUUGUUGGUUCAUGGGCAUCUCUACUAUGUCCGCAUUGCACACCUGGUGCAAUAUUUCUUUUACAAGAACCUUUGCUUCAUCUUACCUCAGUUUUUGUACCAGUUCUUCUGCGGCUAUUCCCAGCAACCCCUGUUUGAUGCGGCCUAUCUGACGAUGUACAACAUCUGCUUCACCUCUAUGCCCAUCCUGGCUUACAGCCUCUUUGAGCAGCACAUCAGCAUUGAGGUUCUGCUGGACAAUGCUACCCUCUACAGAGAGAUUGCCAAGAAUGCCAUGUUGCGAUGGGGACCGUUCCUCCAGUGGACAUUACUCAGUCUCUACCAUGGUUUGCUCUUCUUCUUUGGCGUCCGUUUUCUGUUCAGUAACCCAGCACUGCAAGACAAUGGCCAGGUUUUUGGAAACUGGUCCUUUGGAACAAUUAUCUUCACAGUUCUUAUCUUCACUGUUACACUUACGCUUGCUUUGGACACGCGGCACUGGACAUGGAUCAACCACUUUGUCAUCUGGGGAUCCCUGGCCUUCUAUGUGUUUUUCAGCUUCUUCUGGGGAGGAAUAAUAUGGCCGUUCCUGAAGCACCAGCGCUUGUACUUUGUGUUUGCUAACAUGCUGAGCUCAGUGUCCACCUGGCUGGUCAUCAUCUUGCUCAUCCUGCUCAGCCUAAUGCCAGAGAUCCUGCUCACGGUGUUCUGUAAGCCUCGCGGCUCCAACGCUCGACAGAGAAAGCUGGUUCAGUCGAGCGUUGGGGACCUCCAGUCUCCCCGGUCCUCAGCCAGACCCCUGCUCAUGAGAACCUUUUCAGACGAGUCCAAUACAGUCAUUUAAGCAGCUGUCAGAUCAUGGCCUUCUAUGGACAUCCAGAUUGCAGCUGUGACACCACUGUCCUAUAAGCACCUGAUGGUCGGCGACUAAAACGUCAGCAAGGAUAUGAAACAACAGUGACAUUUAGCCUCAGUCGGGAUGGUAGUUGGGUAAGAGCUGAUCUGAAGAGCGGAGGAAAUGACGAGGAGAAAGAAAAAGGAGAGAUGUGCUGACUUGAGGGGGAAGGGAUGAAAAUGGAUGUAGCAGUUUUUUCGACCCGUGUCUUUCUGCUCCAUCCUUCUCUGUUCACUUCCGACGACUCCUAAC